This is a messenger RNA of Toxorhynchites rutilus septentrionalis, 516 nucleotides long. RefSeq lists its product as uncharacterized. Lineage: Eukaryota; Metazoa; Arthropoda; Insecta; Diptera; Culicidae. The transcript has a single exon. The record is from RefSeq and is a predicted model, not a curated record. Bases 1 to 516 code for a protein of 171 amino acids.
AUGAAUCACGUAUCAACCGCAAAUGAGACGAACUUGUCGAUAAACGUGCACGCUACUCUGGAUCCUGUCAUCGAUUUCGCCAAAUACUCCAAUUGGCGGAAACUCGUUCGAAUUGUUGCAUACGUACUGCGAUUCCCUAUGAACAUUCGCAGUAGAUUACAGCACAGUACACAUAGAACCGGCGUCCUCAGUCAGUUGGAACUCACAGAAGCAGAUAAUUUAAUCUAUCGACAAGCACAACUGGAGGAAUUUAGUGAAGAAAUGUCAAUACUGAUGUGCUCCAGAAACAAUACUGGAGUUGGAGGAGCCCGAAUUCCAAAAAGCAGUUCCCUCUACAAUCUAUCACCCUUCCUCGAUGCAAAUGGGGUGCUGCGCAUGCGUGGGCGAAUAGCUGGUUGUCAAUACAUCGAACCAUCGGCUGCUCACACCAUCUUGCUGCCGAGGAGACACCCAGUUACAAUACUUGUCGUACAAUCUGUCCAUGAACGUGAUUUGAUGUCUACUCGUACAGCUUAG